CUUCUCUCUUGCAUCCUUUUGCUUCACUCUCUUCAGAUCUCAGCUUUCUCCCUCUCCCUUAACUCUUACUCCUUCUCUUUAAUCUCAAAAAUCCCUUUCUUUGAAGUCUCAAUCUCUCUCUCUCUCUCUCUCUUCAUCAGCUUUCUUUCAAUGUAUGCAGAAUCCCAUCUUUUUGUUUCACUCCAUAGGACAAUUUCAUUUACUCAAAGAUCCCAUUUUUCUUCUUUGUUUCAGGCUCUGAAAUCCAGUUUGCUCUUUAGAGAUUCCCACAUUUUCUGUCAUUGAACUCCAAAAUCCUUCUCCUUCAUCAACUUUCCUUUCAAUGUAUAAAGAACUUAUCUUUUUUUCGCUUGAUAGAAAACUUUCCUAUUUCCUCAAAAUCCCAUCUUUUUUCCUUCUUUGCUCCAAUCUCUACAACCCCAUUUCCUCAAAAUCCCAUCUUUUUCUCCUUGUUUAAAUCUAUAGAAUCCAAUUUCCUCAAAAUCUCAUCUUUUUUUUUUGUUUCCCUUUGUUGCAAUCUGUAAACCAUUUUUUUUUCUACUCAUUCUUUUGACAAUGAGUAAUUCUCAAGCACCCAAAUCUGCAAAGCCUUCAAAGGCUUCAACUUUACCUCCUUCUUCAAACCCUCCAAAACCCUCUUCACUUUCUUCUCACCUUGCAAUGGUGGAGCUAAAACAAAGGAUUUUAACCUCACUUUCCAAGCUUUCUGACCGUGACACUUACCAAAUUGCCGUUGAGGAUCUUGAGAAAAUCAUCCAAUCUCUUUCCCCUGACUCCCUUCCCAUGUUACUCAAUUGCCUUUUUGAUUCUUCCAAUGAUCCAAAACCGGCUGUAAAGAAAGAAUCUUUAAGGUUACUUUCAAUGCUAUGUAACUGCCAUGGUGAAUUGGCGGCUUCCCAUUUGACUAAGAUCAUUGCCCACAUUGUUAAAAGGCUGAAAGAUGCAGAUUCUGGGGUGAAAGAUGCUUGUCGCGAUUCAAUUGGGGCGCUUUCAGGGCAGUAUUUGAAAGGGGAGAGUGGAGGGACUCUGGUGGGAUUGUUUGUAAAGCCAUUGUUUGAAGCAAUGGGGGAACAGAACAAAGGAGUGCAAUCUGGUGCUGCAUUGUGUAUGGCUAAGAUGGUCGAAUGUGCAGCUGAUCCUCCUUUGGCUGCUUUUCAGAAGCUGUGUCCCAGGAUCUGCAAGCUGUUGAAUAAUCAGAAUUUUAUGGCUAAGGCUUCCCUUUUGCCAUUAGUGGCGAGUUUGUCACAGGUGGGAGCAAUUGCACCACCGAGCUUGGAAGCUUUGCUGCAGAGCAUCCAUGAAUGCCUUGGGAGCACAGAUUGGGCGACGCGUAAGGCAGCUGCUGAUGCUUUAACUGCCUUGGCACUGCAUUCGAACAACUUGAUUGCAGAUAGAGCAGCUUCAACAAUAACGGCACUGGAGGGUUGCCGCUUUGACAGGAUGAAACCAGUGAGAGAUAGCAUGACCGAAGCAUUGCAAUUAUGGAAGCAGAUUGCAGGAAAGGGUGAAGAUGGAAUUGCAGAUAACCAGAAGGCCUUGUCUCAUGAUGGUGAAAAUCCUCAACCAGCUGAAUUGUUAGAAAAGAAUGGCUUGAACAUUCCAAAUGCUGGUGAUAAAAAAACAGAUCCAUCAGCAAAGGAUUCAUCUAAUAAUCUGCCCCCAACUUCAGAUUCUGUUUCCAAAGGCAAAGGUGGAAGCAUUCCUGACAAAGCAGUUGUAAUUUUAAAGAAGAAAGCACCCGCAUUAACGGACAAGGAGUUGAAUCCUGAAUUCUUCCAGAAACUUGAAACAAGGGGUUCUGGUGAUUUGCCAGUUGAAGUAGUUGUUUCUCGCAGAUAUCUUAAUUCUUCAAACUUGAAGAAUGAGGAGGAAUCAGAAACAAAUGAUCCAGACGCAAGAAGAAGGUCGAAUUAUCUGGGAAACAGCCAGGCAGAUGAUUUUAAUGCAUCUUCCAGUAUCAGAAACCGUAACAUAGAGAGAGGAGCUGCUGGUGUGCGGGACAAAUGGCCUGAAGAGAAGAUAAAUGGAAAAGACCUAAGAACAAGGGCAUUUGAUGCUGAUGACAGGAUAGAUAUAAAUCAAAGGGAGCCAUCUGGAAAUCGUUUGGGUUUCUCAAAGGUGGAUGGACAGUCUGAAGGGUCCUUCAUCAGCAACAAAGGAAAUUGGUUGGCUAUACAGAGGCAGUUAUUGCAGCUGGAGAGACAACAAGCGCAUCUCAUGAAUAUGUUGCAGGAUUUUAUGGGUGGUUCUCACGAUAGCAUGAUAACUUUGGAGAACAGAGUUAGGGGUCUUGAGCGAAUUGUUGAAGACAUGGCUAGGGAUUUAUCAAUAUCAUCUGGCAGGAGAGGUGCUAAUUUUACGGUGGGGUUUGAAGGAGCUUCUAAUAGACCUUUAGGGAAGUAUAAUGGGUUUUCUGACUAUAGUUCCAAGUUCAGUGGGCGAAUUCCAUUUGGAGAAAGAUUUGCCCAAUCUGAUGGAAUUGGCCCAGGCGUGAGGGGAAGGGGACCUUCUUGGAGAUCUGAAAUGGCCGAUGAUUGGGAUUUCCCUGCAUUUGGUGCUUCCAGAAAUGGGCAAGUUGGGUCAAGAAGAGCUCCAGCUAGUGGCAGCCUGGAUGGUAGAUCACCCAAAUCAGAACAUGAGAGUGAACAGGUUGGUGGGAGGAGAGCUUGGGAAAAGGGUCCCGGGCCUGUGAGGCUUGGUGAAGGGCCUUCUGCUAGAAGUGUCUGGCAAGCAUCAAAAGAUGAAGCUACCUUGGAAGCAAUCCGUGUAGCUGGGGAGGACGGUGGAGCAUCUCGAACAGGACGUGUUCCUGAAUUGACUGCUGAAGCUGUUGGAGAUGAUAAUGUUGGACCAGAGCGAGAUCCGGUCUGGACUUCUUGGAGCAACGCAAUGCAUGCCCUUCAGGUAGGUGAUAUGGAUUCUGCUUAUGCAGAAGUUCUGUCUACAGGGGAUGAUCUCUUGCUUAUAAAGCUAAUGGAUAGAUCAGGCCCUAUGGUUGACCAACUAUCAAAUGAGAUAGCGAAUGAGGCCUUGCAUGCUAUUGUGCAAUUUCUUCUGGAGCAGGAUUUGUUUGAUAUCUGUCUAUCCUGGAUUCAACAGCUGGUCGAAGUGGUGUUAGAAAGUGGACCCGAUGCAUUGGGUAUUCCCAUGGAGUUGAAGAAAGAGCUUUUGUUGAAUUUGCAUGAGGCAGCUUCCACAAUGGAUCCACCAGAGGAUUGGGAAGGUGUGGCACCUGACCAACUUCUAUUGCAGUUGGCAUCAGCUUGGGGAAUUGAGCUGCAACAGUUUGAUAAGUAAUCUGCUGGUUUUGGAAUCUUGUGUUGUGCUUGCAAACUUCUUGAUAGGUUACUGGUUCAAUACAUUUAUUUUACAUUAAGUAAAUGGUAAAGGAAAAGUUUUCAAACAGCUAUGAUGGCGUGUGCUUGAAAAAAAAAUUGAUUCAAAGCUGGCAUAGGCUACUUAAUACAUUUUUGUAUGUAAUGUAAGAUAAUGGCCUUUGAUGUAAAUGUAUACUAAGAGUGAUAUACCUUUUAGCCAAGAGAUUUGCAUGAAGAGAUUAUUUGUAAAGAGCACUAUUACAUUCAUUUACUCAAAAACUUGCCAAAGCACUUGGAUUC
Theobroma cacao (cacao) is the source of this 3617-nucleotide messenger RNA. RefSeq names its product ARM repeat superfamily protein. The record is from RefSeq and is a predicted model, not a curated record. Gene Ontology annotation, cellular component: cortical microtubule, transverse to long axis. Lineage: Eukaryota; Viridiplantae; Streptophyta; Magnoliopsida; Malvales; Malvaceae. Gene Ontology annotation, molecular function: microtubule binding. Gene Ontology annotation, biological process: multicellular organism development; circumnutation; unidimensional cell growth.